CGCUUGCAACACGCUCAACCACAGGCAGGGGAAGAGGGAGGCGACCAUCCGGCGCCCCCUCCCCUUUCUCCCUCCCUCCCUCCCCCCCUCCCGGGUCCCUCCUUUGUGCCUCCCUUGCAGCGGCGACACCAGCCGGCCUAACGGGGGCCAGCCAGCAGCAAAGCGCCCUUGCGGCGUCCCCCCGUUGCAAUCGCGUCUCUCUCCAGUUGAAAAGGGGGGCCGGUCUGGCCCGGGGGGGCGGGGGGGUCCGCCUCGGCUCUGCCUGCAAAGCGACGCCGGGGGAGGCAGGAGGUGACCGGCUCCGCCAGCUGCUGCUCCUGGAGGCGGAGGCGGCGAGCGCCGUGGUGCUGAAGGACAGCUCCUCUAGUCUCUGCUCGUCUCCCUCGCCUGCCAAGGAAAGAGGAGGAAGGGGGUGUGGAGGGCCAGGGGGGGCACCUGUCCAGAUCUUCCCUAGCCCCCUUGCCACCCCCAUCCCCACCCCCAGGCAGGUUCUUGCUGCCUUGGAUGCGGCCCCAGCCCCAAAGGCACCGGCGACCAUGCCUUGAUGCCCGCUGCCCUACCCAGCGGCUUCCAUGGCGGUGGCAAGGAAAAUCAAAACUUUGUUGACGGUCAACAUCUUGGUCUUUGUGGGCAUCGUCCUCUUCUCGGUCUACUGCCGCAUCCAGGACCGGUCCCAGGAGCUGGUGCAGAUCGUGCGGAGCGCCGACCGGCGGAUGAGGAGCCGGAGCGCCAAAGCAGGGACCCUCCUGGACAGGGAGUCGAUCCUGCAGCGGCUGGACCACCUGGAGGACGUGGUGUACAACCAGCUCAAUGGUCUAGCCAAACCAAUGGGAUUAGUUGAAGGCCCUGGAGGCUUGGGGCAGGGAGGGAUGGCUGCCACCCUGAGAGACGAUAGCCAUGAAUCCGAAACCAAGUAUGAAGAAUAUGGUUAUAAUGCCCAGCUGAGCGAUAGGAUUUCGUUGGACAGGUCUAUUCCGGACUACCGGCCGAAAAAGUAAGAACAGAUGUC
This is a messenger RNA of Sphaerodactylus townsendi, 1009 nucleotides long. RefSeq names its product polypeptide N-acetylgalactosaminyltransferase 9-like. NCBI's taxonomy places the organism in Eukaryota, Metazoa, Chordata, Lepidosauria, Squamata, Sphaerodactylidae. The record is from RefSeq and is a predicted model, not a curated record. The transcript has 3 exons. Bases 573 to 998 code for a protein of 141 amino acids.